Molecule: messenger RNA, 2330 nt
Organism: Uloborus diversus
Lineage: Eukaryota; Metazoa; Arthropoda; Arachnida; Araneae; Uloboridae
Exons: 7
Coding region: 189-2330 (713 amino acids)
Molecular function (GO): phosphotyrosine residue binding
Source: RefSeq, a predicted model, not a curated record
GCAGUGUGAAAUUCUCUGAUCAUGAUUAUGAAAAUCUACCGAAAUUUGCCGCCGAAGGAUGUUCUGGCGUGCAGUUUCAAGAGAAAAAAGAACCAAAGCUUGUUGUUUUCGAAAAUUACAGCGAACCAGCUGAUUUGAGGGCAGAAAUAGACGCGUUGAAGGAACAAGAAGAGAAUGAUCCAUUGUACAUGGCUCCUGUGGACGAUGCUUGUCAAUUCAAAGCGACAGCACCUGAAGAAGAGGAGGAUAUGUACUGCAUACCAUACGAAGACCAGGAUCCGCCACCACCACUACCAAACCCCUGUCUUCCACCAGGUCGCUCGUUUGAGAUCGUCGACUCCUCUAGACUAGAACCCUUUCCCUUUGAAGACACCUACGACGUGGUGCCCGACUUGAGCGGCGAUGAGGAGCAGUGCCAUUCGACGCCCAACGAUGACGUCCGUCCCGGCGAAGAAUACGACGAGCCCUGGGAGUGGAGCGUGGGUGCCCGGCUCACCAGCAGCCUACAGGUGUCCCCAUCCUCGCCCGGUUGCCUGUCCCUAGACACCACCGAAGAUAGAACGUUCUCUGAACCGGCCGCUGGAGCAUCCAGCGAGUCCUUGCUGUCCGAUUCCGAGUCCUGUUGCGACGAGGACGAGAUGACGGCCAGGCAGAGAAGGUUGUACGAAACGGCUUUUGAUAGCCGUGUCAAAAGAGACGCAGACGACUUGGACAGGCUCAUGCAGAGUCCUGUUCUGCAAGGGGACCUGUUCCACAACAGGACUUCAGGUGACGGUGCGCCCGUUGUACGAGCCGCAUCCAGGUCCUCUUUUGGCUCAACAAGUGGCAGUUCUGCCUCGAGCACCCCCACGCAUCAGCCUAUGGUUAUUGCCCGCCAGUCUCCGAGACAAAGACACUUGCCUUUGCAUUUCACGCCCACCGAAAGACGGAAAGUGACCCUCAUACGCGACCACCUGCCCGCCAGGUCUUUGUCUCCCCAAGCGAGGCUUCUGAAUGUCACUAACGUUGAAUCCUCACCUAGAGCCUUAGCACAGAGUGAUACGAACCGAAAAGUGGUGAACUCUAGUUACGUCGAGCGAAAGAUUUCGUUCAAUAAUCAGUGGGACAAUGUGUCGAGAUGUUCGUCGGAUAAAAGUUCCAGUCAGGAAUCGAUGAAUGUCGUCGAUCCCAAAGACGAGUUCAGGUUAUCGUCGAACAACACCAAGAAUGAGCAGCAGAGGAACUUUGUGUUGGGGAAAAGCUCAAGUCGUGAUAACUUAGUGUUUAGGGACGAUCGACGAAAUUUGACUGCCAACUACCCUAAUAGUUGGAAAGAACUAGCGAACUCAAAAUUGGAAAAUUCUAAUGAAAUACAAAAAAAUGGUGAUAAGACGGAUGAUACGUCUUCCUCUUUCAUUUCCAAGAAAUCUUCUGUUAGUCAUUCCGGAGUCAAGGUGCUACCUAGAGACCACACCCGCUUAUCAAAGCCCAAGAACAAGGCGAACUCAUUAUUUUCCGAUCCCAGCCAAACGCAGAAUUCUGAUUCGGAGUUGAAGGAGAACCAUUCUCAAGGCAUCGAGGACUGUUCUCGUCGGAAGGCCACCAGACCCUCCAGCCUCUUGUCCGAAGUCCGGCCUCUGGACAACGUCCCUCAGAGUCCAGACAACGACCACAGGUCGUCAGAAGAUUACGAUCCGCCCUGGGAGUUCAAGGCCAACGUCCUCAGGCCUUCUGUAAAUGGGUCUAUAUCCGUUCCGGAAAGGCUCUCUCAGCCAAUGGCCAGCCAGAGCCAAUUGCCGUCUUCCUCUACGCACGAUAAACUGGAGAGCGAGGACCAGGACCAAAAGAACCUUCCAGUUGCCAUUCCAAAGGCACUGCCUGCUAAACCUACUGGUCCUCCAUCUCGGUCGAAUCUAAACUUGAACUUGAACUUAAAUUCCGACUCUCCUCGAAAAGCUCGCCAGAACUUGACCCUCAACUUCGGCUGUGCAGCGCUCAGUGCUGUUGGAGAGAAAGUGGACGCUGAAUUGACGCUAGAAAAGCAAGGGUGGUACCAUGGGUCCAUCAGUCGACUGGACGCCGAGAACUUACUACGGGUGCUCAAGGAAGGCAGCUAUCUGGUACGGAACAGCGAGAGUUCUAAGCAAGAUUACUCCCUGUCUCUCAAGAGUGCCCGUGGCUUUAUGCACAUGAAGAUAGUCCACAGCGACGGCCGAUUUAUUCUAGGCCAGUUCAGCAACCCCUUCUCAAGCAUUCCUGAGAUGAUCCACCACUAUUCCAUCAACAAGUUGCCCAUCAAAGGGGCAGAGCACAUGUCCUUACUCUAUCCAGUCAUAGACCAGCUUCUAUAA